AUGGCCUUGACCAACAGAACAAACCAGUACUUGCAGGCCAACGCAAAACAGAAACUUGGGGCAGCAACAAACUCUGUAGAGAAGUUGCGACUUCAGUGUCUUUCAAGGGGUGGAACGGGGAUAAUGGGGUUAGCUCGGUAAAGAUAAAAUAGGAGUAUAUUAAUUUGCAACUAAGUGGAGUUCCCUACGUACAAGUUUGAAAUUUAUUCACCUUCUUAAUUUGUCAAGUUUUUAACUGCUGAGUAAAAACAAACAGUAUCGCUGUAUCGGAGUUAAAACAAAAUACUACUAAAAACGUUGAACAAUUUUGUUAACGUCGCGACAACAAAAGAGUGGAGUUCUCUGUUGCUGUUUUAUCGUUAUAUCGUCGUAUAUUCGACAGGUCAAAACAUUUUUGUAUAGUUCUAGCUUUCUGUUAAGGAGGCGUUUUUGCCGCAUUUUGUACUUGUCCAGAGAACUACACCUGCACGUUAUUUAUUAGAGAUAAAGAUAUGAAGAAAAAUUUGGGCGUUUGAAAUAAUUGUUUCUAACUUCUACGGUUUUCACUUUAGACAAUUUAAAAUAAUGGAUGACGACGGCAACAGGUCGCUUGAUAUCAAGGAAUUUAUGAAGGGCUGCGCUGACUUUGGUGUUCAGAUAAGCAAGGAAGAAUGUCAAGAAGUUUUCCAGGCCAUAGAUAAGGACAACAGUGGAACUAUCGAUUUUGACGAAUUCCUCCAGGCCCUCAGGGUAACAGUUGUGAUUAACAAAUCUUUGCGUUUUAGCCUCCCUUAUCAAAUUCUAGGAUAAACUUAAUAAAUCAAGCCUUCAUAAAGAUGGACAAGACAAAAGAUGGCACGAUAACGGUAUAUUUUUAAAAGUCUGCUGUAGUUUUGUUCUCUGUAUUAGGGUAGAUAUAAUAUUUUUCAUGCAUUUGUGGAGCAUCUGGCUUUUGCUUGUUCUUCAAAUUUGCAUCAAAGACUAUUUAUCCGGCAAAAAAUAUGCAGUCGAAAUUUGAACGCCUAUUUAAAAAUUGUUGGUGAACUAUUUAGGCGGAUGACCUUAAAGGAGUUUAUAAUGUUUCAAAGCACCCAAAAUAUCUAAAUGGAGAAUGGACAGAGGACCAAGUUUUCGCCGAAUAUUUAAAGACUUUUGAAGUCGGUGGAGACGUUGAUGCAAUAGUAAGUUCCUGUUAAUUACAUCUCAUGUAGUCUUCUACAAUCUGAUUUAGCUCUCUGGAUUGCCGACACACUUACUAUUAGGAUGAAAUAAUUUAUUUCUACUUUUUAUUAUUGUUGAUGUCAAGAACGUAAAAAAUGUAUAAAGUAGCGUUACGAAAUGAACGCAGGCUUGUAGACAAUAAAUCACUGUUCACUGGAUCGUUCAUAGUUUUGGGGGAGUAUUAUAAAACGUAAGUAUUUUAUAUAAAAACCCAAAUUUAUUUCGCAUAUUAAGGCAUUUCAGUAAAUUACGUUAAACUUUCGAGCAUGAGCCGUGCCUUAAACUGACAACAAGUCAGUUUGCUGAUGGCAGUUUUAUUUGAAUGGUUUCGCAGACCUAAUUACUAUAAUUCAUCGAGCAAAGUAUUUGGAAACCGCAAAACGAACCAUAAUUUAAAAUAAAUAAAGCUAGAAAAGCAGGUAGACUUGGUAUUCAUGCGGUCACUUUAGCAAAGAAAAUGCAAAAAACAAUAAGUUUGGCAUAUGUCGGUCAUUUGGCCUUCGCUAGCAUUUCUUUUCCUGAGGGUAAUUUGAAUAGCUGCUCAAUAAUAAAAACAUCGCUUAUUCUGAUUUGUUUCGAUUUCCUGGAAUCCACUCCGUGAUUGUUUUAGUGUCACCCGAAUAUCGUAAUAAAAUAUCUAUCUUUAGGAUAUAAUAUCAAUUACAAUUGGACGUCUUUGCAUUAUGACUACAUGAUUUGUUUCAGAAGUCAGAAUUGAGUGCUUAAUUAAUUUCUGAAAAAUUUAAAAAACAAAUCUGUUUGAAUUCGACCUACACUAUAAACAUUUCGAGAAAGCAUUACAUUAAGCUGCAUAAUAGUUUAUCUUAUUGCUCCAUUUUUCACGUUUAUGGUCACUAUACUUUUGGUAGCCAUACAUACAGCCUACGAAUAACAAUAAUUUUAAAAACAUAAACUGCGCUGAAGAAAAACAGAAAGUAGGGCAGUAUAAAGCCCUAUAAUGGAGCAUGGUAUUUCCUCAAAUGAUUGUAUCAUGGGCUAGUGCUGGGUAGACUAAAUGAUUAAUGGGAAAGCCGAGUCAGUAAAAGCAGUAGACAUUCGCGAUUGCAUAAGGAGCUGCAGUAUGCAAAUUUUUGCCAUCUUAAUAUCUAUGUCAAAAAAAUGUACUUUCCGUCAAAAUUUAGGUUACAAAGGAAGAAUUUCUUAAUUACUACUCCGGCCUCAGUGCAUCUAUCGAUAAUGAUGCAUACUUCGAUCUGAUGAUGCGGAACGCUUUCAAACUGUAAGAAUAAAUACACGGUACAAUCUUGUACAUCCAAUACUUAUAUAUACCGUUUUAUGUGUCCACUGCACAGAGUUAUAUCGAGUACGCAUCAAUUGUGUUUUUAAACAGUUUAUUACUGAUAUGUUUGUACUUUAGUAUGUAUGUGCGAGGGAAGUGAACAGUAUCCACCCUUGGAUCGAAGAGCAAAAGUGCCGGUUUUACAACAUUCUAAACAUAUUGGAUUUAAACUGUCACAAUCGGUGACUAAUCUGAUUCAGAGUAUUCAUCCCAAAUAUCAAACCCUAGAACCAGUCUAAAUUAAUCCAGUCUAUUACGUCUUAUUAUUAUGUAGAUGUAAUUAGACGUAAUUUAGUAUUUUAUCAUAAAUUAUUCUCUUCAGAGAGAACGUACGGCAAUGGUUUGUAGGAGACGACAAACCCCACAUAGUCAGUAGUGGUGAGGUGUUAAUCUUAUAACCGAAAUUGAAUUGAGCGAAGUGAUUUUGCCAUCAGGAAUCGAAAUCCGGCGAACGUUUCAUCUGUAUUGGUUUUCUAUCCGCAGUAUUGCCUGCAUAACUGUAUGUAUUUUCUUUCAUUAGAAGGUAAAAAUGGAUUGUCCUAAUUUGCCUAAGGGCGUAGCUUAUGGACUCGUAUUUACAAAGAUCCGAAUACUGGCGGUUAUUUUCAAUCAGUUUAAGGGCAAAAAAAGUUCGUGGCAAAUAAUGCUCGCUCCAAAGCAGAACUACAGUGGGUGGGCUAACUCAUGAAAUGCGUUUUAGUUUCUAAAAGGUUAAUUAAGUGGGGUUGUGAAACUUAUCAUCAUGCAGGGUAAUUAUGUAGUAAUAUAGCUAGCAUAGGAUGCCGGUUUUUGAACUAGCUUCUAUCCGGCUGCAUGCAAAAACCGUACUCUUUAAAAAAUGACUGUUUUCGCAACAUGCAUUCUUCUCAUUGAUUUUCGAUGCCUUUAAAAAUUCAACUAUAUUUCUUAGAGAGCAUGUAUAACAAUACUCAUUCUUUUACUCAUGCCGUAGAAUAUUACGUCUCCUCUUUAUACCGUAGGUAAAUGCAUGGUUUUUCGUAAGCGAAAAAUAUACGACUUAUAGUUUGUAUAACCUAACUGCAAGUAAAACGGCAUGUGGUCAAAAUUUUUCGAAGGUAGAAAAGUCUUUGAAAACUGAAUUAUACGUUUCCUUCGAACGUAACAUUGGAAGUAAUUGGACGUAAUGUUUUACCAGUUUGUUAAAAGAAUGAAUAUUGUUAUGCAUGUUUUCCACGAAAUAUAUUUGAAUUUUUAAAGGCAUCGAAAAUCAAUAAGAAAAAUGCAUGUUGCAUAAGCAGUCUUUUUGCAAAGAACAGUUUUGCCUGCAACCGGAAAGACGUUUGUUCAAAAGCCGGCAUUCUGAGGUAACGGAAUUAUUAUAGAAUUAUGUUGCAUGAUGAUUAAUUUAACGACCGUACUUAAUUAUUCAUUUCGAAACAGAGACGCGUUUUGAAAUUUCGGUUGACAUUUCAUGGGUUAGCCCACCUACUGUAUCAAGACAGCGCAAAGCUUAGGCAACUCACGGGCCUAGUAUCAAAUAACAAGAGGAGAUUUAGGCAUCAACUGAGAGAAUACUGUUUCCUGUACAGAAAAGUUAGGAUUUAGUUGAAAUGGACUAGCGGCAUAAACAGGCAUGCGACUGAAUGCCUACAUUUGGCAGGUUAUAAAACAGACUGGACACACUGAAUUUUGGGGAAAUGGGCUACAGUUUUCGUGGUCUAUUUGUGCGCAGAGGUCGUAUUACAAAAUCUUUCCUAUACGGGUACUUUCUAAAUCCUUAAAAAUUCAGUACAGAGUACUGAAAGAGUACAGAGUGCAAUAGAGACAGCCCCAGUUUUCACACUAAACGAUGCCUAAAUCGCUAUCUACUACCCACUGUUGAACUGACCUAUAUGAAACAUCUGAGAUUUACUUGGGAAGAACCUGAGGAAUUAAACGCCUGUUCAGGGAAAUAAAUAGACUCGGACAUAGACUAUUUCAGCAGUUGAUAAACUAGAGACUCUUGUAGGUCUUUUUGUCCACAUGCAUGUUAUCGGACCAUUUAAAAUUUGUGGGCCUGCACAUGUUUAUAAACCAGUAAAAUCAAAACGCUUGCAUCAGACCGCUCUUAUUUCUUAUAGGUAG
Molecule: messenger RNA, 4585 nt
Organism: Spirometra erinaceieuropaei
Lineage: Eukaryota; Metazoa; Platyhelminthes; Cestoda; Diphyllobothriidea; Diphyllobothriidae
Source: the annotation of a GenBank genome assembly